Hypanus sabinus (Atlantic stingray) is the source of this 3647-nucleotide messenger RNA. RefSeq names its product transmembrane protein 19 (gene tmem19). The coding region runs from base 198 to 1175 and encodes 325 amino acids. The transcript is spliced from 7 exons. NCBI's taxonomy places the organism in Eukaryota, Metazoa, Chordata, Chondrichthyes, Myliobatiformes, Dasyatidae. Gene Ontology annotation, cellular component: membrane. The record is from RefSeq and is a predicted model, not a curated record.
CCUGUCGGUCCUCCCAGGGGCUCCGGCUGGAGUGGCGGAAGUUGCCAGUGCUUGUUCCGGGGCCGGAGGGGGAUGAAAUCAACUCUGAUGAGUGGAGGCUGGACCUAAUCCCGCACAUCAAAACCCGUUCGACCACUGACGGCAUUGCGCGCAGGCACAACAAUCGUCCGGUGGUUUCAUGCGAAGAAUUAGUCAACAUGAUGGCAAACAUUGUUAUUCUGAUUGCGAUAUUGUCCAUAUCGCUAUUAUUUUGGGUUGUGUCCAUGACAGCAAGUACUUAUUAUGAUAAUCUCCGACCAGUAUCGCCCUGGAGAUGGAUGUUUUCUGUGAUGGUUCCGCUAAUUAUUACUUCGCAUGCAGUGAAGAGGAAAAGUCUUGAUCGUAGCGGAGCUAUUGGAGCUUUGAUUGUCGGAAUCAUCCUUACAGUUGCCAACUUCAGUUUCUUUUCUGCGCUGCUAACGUUUUUCGUUAGCUCAUCUAAACUCACAAAAUGGAAGGCUGAGGCAAAGAAGCGUCUGGAUGCAGAAUAUAAGGAAGGUGGCCAGAGGAAUUGGCUGCAAGUAUUCUGCAAUGGAGGUAUUCCUACAGAAAUUGCCUUGCUUUAUAUGAUUGAAAAUGGGCCAGGAGAAAUUGCAAUUAAUUUUACAAAGCAAUACACUGCCUCUUGGAUGUGUCUGUCCCUCCUGGGUGCUCUGGCUUGCAGCUCAGGGGAUACAUGGGCAUCAGAGAUUGGAAGUGUUGCAAGUAAGAAGCAACCAAGGCUGAUAACCACCUGGGAAAAGGUACCCAUUGGUACUAAUGGAGGAGUGACUCUCGUGGGUCUUGUUGCAAGUUUGCUUGGUGGAACUGUUGUUGGAUUGGCCUAUCUGCUGACUCAGUUGAUAUUUGUGGACGAUCUGGAUAGCUCACCACCCCAGUGGCCAGUUGUCUUAUAUGGAGCUGCGGCAGGUUUCUUCGGUUCCAUUUUGGAUUCCUGUCUAGGUGCCACAAUGCAGUAUUCAGGUUUUGAUGAAGAUAAUGGAAUGGUUGUUCAUCACAUCACUCCAAAUGGAAGGCAUAUAUCAGGAAAGCCUAUCCUGGAUAACAAUGCAGUGAACCUCUUCUCUGCCAUCAUUAUUGCUUUGUUAUUGCCAGGAAUAACCUGGCCUUUCUGGCCAAGGCAACUAACAAUUUAGAAAGAUAGACUUUGAGCAUCUAUUCAUAUAUAACAGUACAGGCAAGCCGAAAUAGAAGAGAAGAUUCAAAUGAACUUGCACUGAUAGAUUUCCAAGUGUUCAACUUUGUUGAAUUAAAUUCCUGGGACCUUAAUUUGAAGGUUUAGUUAUUGCAGGUUUGGACAAAUUACUUGGGAUUUCUCCAUUCAAAAAUUUUAUAUGCAUAACAUCUCAGUGAAUUAUGAUUAUUAGCUCCCUAUCUAUGACCUUAUAGAGGUUUAAAAUAGGGUUAGAUGGUUAGUCUAUUUGCAGGAUAUGAAGGUCUGAAAACUGGAGGGCGGAGGUUGAGGAUGAGAGAACUUUAAUGGAGAUCUGUGCAGCAAGUUUUUCGCACAGAAGGCAUGCAGUUAUAAAACAAGUUGCCAAUUGAGAUGGCAGAACAGAUACAUUUCCAAUGUUCAGAAGGUAUUUGGAAUGGUACUGGGAUAUGAAAAGAGUAGAGGGAUAUGGGUAAAUGAGAUUUGGUGAGACAGAUGUCAUGAUUGGCAUAGAUAAGUAAGACCAAAGGGUCCAUUUCUUUGCUGUACAGUCUAUAACUUAUUGGAUUCUGUUUUCAUUAUUCUUGAUGGAUCAUUCUAGAAGAUGUGCAGAUGGGUUAGCAGGUUCUUUGACCACAUGGGUGUAAUUGGACAGCAUCAGCUUGUUGGCUGGAAGGGCCCGUUACCCUCUAAUAAAUAAGAUCACUGGAUUUCCGCAAAUUACAAAAGCAUGGAGACCACUAAGGUCCUUUGGUAAAAGCAUUGACAUGUAUUAACAUGAGUGGCCUCCUGUUUCUAACUCAAUUAAGGAAGCUUUAAAUAUGCUUCGGUAAAGGCAGUGGGAGAGAGGUGCCUUAUUGAGAUUAUCUUUCCAAUUUAGUGAUCUUUGUCACUCGAAGGAGCACUGAAAUCCCACAUGCCCAACUUGUACAUAUCAUAAAUUGCCACUGCUCCUCUGAUUUUGGAACCAAGCUGUUGUCUGAAGCCAGAGAGACAUGGACAUUUUUUUUGUGUCAUCAAAAGUUCAGCCCUCUCCUACUCAAAGUAAUUAAGCACCAUCCUAAUUAGGAAAUCUGUAUAUGGACCUGUUUCCUGGGAAGCUGCAGGCGGGGGUUCCCUUCACACACACAGGACCUAGAGGAAGGAACAUUGGUGAUCAAUGCUCCUGGUGAUUGGCCUUAUGGGUACAUGGAUCUUCAGUGUGCACGUCAAUGGAGAAUGAGGAAUGAGUAUGUAUUGUGUAACAGAUGUAUAUUAAUCCUUCAGAAAAUGCAUUUGUUAAAAGCAAAAUUAUUUGCAUUUUGUAACAAUUUAAUUUUAUAUUAUUUCGUUUUGACAGAAUAUUUUGGUCAAUGUAGCCCAUUCUGUUAAUUUCCUUACAUUGAUUCUGAAAGUCAUUAAAUUGCAUAUCCCAAUGCAAAUAUAUCUAAUCUUUUUACAACGAUUCUGUUCAACCAGCCUUGCCAUUAACUUAUUUCAGAUGCUAAUACUCUGUCACUAGAACAAAUGCCAUCUGAACAUCAUUAUUUUGUACUGUGUCAUCUGGUGCAUGAAUAUAGUGCUUAAUCAAGGAUUUUCAUAGAUAGGAAGUCCUUACUACUGAGUCAAUUUACAUAAACCGUAUGUUUUGGUGACAAUAUUUAAAUAUUAAGUUAUUUUAAGCAUAACUUUGUAGGUUCCACCCAUAUCCCAAAUUUGUGAUCGAGGUCAUUUGUUCCUUGAGUUUUUGGCUUCCAAAAGAACCAGCAGAAGUUGGUGAACAUGUGUGAAAUGAACAGAGUAAUGAGGUGGAUAGCAAUACUCUGAAAAUGGGCAUAGAUUUGAAUGGGUGAAUGGCCUCAUGUCACGAGAAAAUAUGACUAUGAUGGAUACACAAAUUGUGUAACCGAUAUAAAUUAAAUAUUUUAUUUGUAAAACAAGUCCAUGAUUCUGUGAAAAUAUCAGCGGCCACAAAGUAUUGUUUAAUGUUUUUGUACAAAUUGACUUUGUAUGAAUCACAAAUGAUGCUUGUGAAACUUGCAGUGUGUUUAAGUGCUAACAUCACCGCUGGUGAAUUAAUCCUAAAUGUUAUUUAAAAUAGAAAUUAGUAUCAGAUUUAUUAUUAGUGGCAUAUGUCAUGAACUUUGUUAUUUUGCAGCAGUACAGUACAAUACAUAAAAUAUUACUGUUAAAAAUAAAUAAUUCAUCAUCAUUAUUACGUGCUGUGUAGUAUGACAUAGGCAGUCAGGGCCUUUUGACCAUGAUUAUUCUUGGCAAAUUCUUCUACAGAAGUGGUUUACUAUUGCCACUUCUGGGCAGUGUCUUUGCAAGAUGGCUGACCCCAACCAUUAUCAAUAUAAUCAAAGACUGUCGGCUUGGCAUCAGUGGUCACAUAACCAGGACUGGCGAUAUGCCCCAGCUGUUGAUACAAGCAUUCAUCCACCUUUGGUGACAUAAUAAAAUCUCAAAUCCUGAA